UUGCCGGUGAUUCAAGGUUUUUCACCUUUGACCUUUCCUCCACGAGGUUCCCAGCUGCAAGUUGGAACUUGGCAUCCUUUGCCCGAAUAAACACCAAACUUUGACAAAAGCAAGUAACAGAAAUGGCGAAGACAGUGCAGAAGAAGAAGAAGAAAGUUCAGGAUCGAAUUAAGAAGUCUAAUUCGAGCACAAAUCCAGACCGAGUAUCUGGAGCUGCAUCAGGCGGUAAAAACAUGCGGGACAAAACUACCAUCAAGCGACUACUCAUGUACAGAGGGGGGAAGCCAAAGAGGAACAGAGAGGGCAAGAUUGUUCGACCAGCUGUGUUCCAGGGCAGCCUGCCAUCUGGAUCUAUGGCCAGGGUAGAACCAAACAGAAGAUGGUUUGGAAAUACAAGAGUAGUUACCCAGAAUGCUCUGCAGACAUUCCAGGAAGAGAUGGGUAAAGUAGUGAAGGACCCGUACCAGGUGGUGAUGAGGCAGAGUAAGCUGCCUCUGUCACUGCUACAUGACAGGGCUAAGACUGCACGUGUUCACCUUCUUGACACUGAGAGUUUUGAAACCACCUUUGGUAAGAAGGCCCAGAGGAAGAAACCAAGUUUAAAGGUGGCAGAUUACCAGGGUCUUAUGAAUGUUGUUCAGGAGUCCACAGACAAAUAUGACCAGGAGAAAGACAAGGACUUGGAGUUGGAAGAUGAAGGAAUCAGAGAUGAGGCAAGAGAACCCAUCUUCAGCAAGGGUACAUCCAGAAGAAUAUGGGGAGAGCUGUAUAAGGUAAUAGACUCCUCUGAUGUGGUAAUACAAGUCCUGGAUGCCCGUAAUCCAAUGGGGACUCGCUCCAAACACAUUGAGGACUUCAUGACUAAGGAAAAGAGCUACAAGCAUCUCAUCUUUGUGCUUAACAAGUGCGAUCUCGUCCCCACCUGGGUUACACAAAGAUGGGUAUCAGUGCUCUCAGCAGAGUUCCCAACCCUGGCCAUGCAUGCCAGCGUUACCAACCCUUUUGGCAAGGGGGCGCUUAUUCAGCUGCUCAGGCAGUUUGGAAAGCUACACCAAGACAAGAAACAGAUCAGUGUUGGUCUGAUUGGUUACCCCAAUGUGGGGAAAAGUUCCAUCAUUAACACACUGCGAGGGAAGAAGGUGUGCAGUGUGGCUCCCAUAGCAGGGGAGACAAAGGUGUGGCAGUACAUCACCCUGAUGAAGCGUAUCUACCUGAUAGACUGCCCCGGGGUCGUGUACCCAUCUGAGACCGAGUCAGAGACAGAGCUGGUGCUCAAGGGAGUGGUGAGGAUAGAAAACGUGAAACUACCAGAAUACCACAUCCCAGCUGUGUUAGAGAGAGUCAAGGAGGAGUACUUAGCCAAGACCUACAAACUGCCUGUCUGGGAUGGACCUGAAGACUUCCUGGAGAGCAUGGCGAGAAGGACUGGCAAACUCUUAAAGGGUGGUGAGCCUGAUGUAAGUACUGUGGCGAAGAUGGUGCUAAAUGACUUCCAGCGUGGCCGGCUGCCAUACUUCGUGAAACCACCAGGGGCUGAUUUGGACAUACAGAAACCAAAGUCAGCUGUAAGCUCCAGUCAACCACUCAUCAAGUUUGUACCAGCUGCUGGGGAGACUGAGGAGAGCACCGGUGCCACAACAUCUGAACCAGAAACAUCCACAGAAACAGAGCAGGAAGAUGUCCCCAACACUUCUCCACAGGGAGUAGAAGGGAGCCUCACCAACAAAGAGAAACGGUUGCAGACGAAGCUAGCCAAGCAAGAGAAGUUGGAAAGGAAGCAACCCAGGGUGGCCCAGGACUUGAGCAAGAUUGUAGUGGGGCUGGACUUCUCGGGUGAUGACGUGCAACCACUGGAGCCACAAUCUCCGGGUGUGGUCAGCACGAUGUCAGGCUACAGUGCAGAUCAGAGUUACGUGUCAGAGGACGAUCUUGGGAGAGAUGUGGAAGAGGAAGAAGAAGAGCAAGACGAUGUGCAGUCAGAGGAGGAGGAGAACCAAUCAGCGGCUAGCGAUGAAAGUGAAGAUGAUACAGGAGAUAGUAAUGAAGAUGAAAGCAGGGCAGAGACACAGAUGGGUGAUGGUAAGAAAGUGGCAGAAAAAGAGUUGGGAGAAAAGGAGUUAGCAGAGCAAGAUGAGCUUGAGACAAGAGAUAAAGACAGAAAAAACAAACACGGCAAGGAAAAAAGAGAUCCCAGCAACAAGGGGCAGAAAGGAGAUCAUGUUAAAGACAGGCGGAGCCUGGACACUCAGUAUGUUUUGAAAAGUCCAGUAAGUAAAAAAGUUAGAAAGGCAAAGAAGAGAAAGCUCACACAGAUGUCAACAUCAGGAAAGUGGGUAACCUCUGCCAUAUCUGAAACCAGUGCCUCUAUGCCUGUAGCAUCUACAAGUGGCUGGAAAGUACAGUCUACACAUGGUCCUGCUGAACAAGACAGCAUGGAAAGUGGACAAGUUGAGUCUCCAAGUGGAAAAAUGCCUCCAUCUGAAACAGACCUUCUGCAAGCACCAGAUAACUAUGCUGUGAAAGUGAGCCCACAUGUCUUCUGUGUGGAGGCAGCCCCUUCUCCCAGCAAGAAGUCCAAAAUGGCAGAGGAUGUUACUCCGGGGGAUUCAGAAAUGGAGCAAAGUGGGAAGAAGAAAAGGUUGACAGCAAAGCAGAGACGCAGUCUAGAGCGAGCUCAAAAGACAAAGAAGGUUGGAACCCACUACUACCAAGAGGUCAAUGUCAAGAACAAAAAUAGAAACAAAAAGAUGGACAGAAACACACCAAGCAAAGUUAAGAAGGGUAGAAAGUGACAUUUAGACAUGUGCACAAACUAAGACUGAACCUGUGUAAACAGGAGUUUUUGUGAAAAAGUCUAUCCUUUCAGACCUUAUAAUUUUACUUUGGUCUGUAAUAGAUCAAUUAAAUCUAGAGAUAUACAAUACACCAUGAUAUAUUUUAUUUGGUAAAAUGAUACAUAACUGAAGGUUAGUGAAACUUGAAAGAAUGAGAGAAAAAGUUUCUUCCCUGUAUUUGAUUCAAAUCUAUAUGAAGAUACGUCAAUUUGCAUACUUGUAUACAGGCGACUAUACAAAGUGACUGCAAGACGUUUUACUGUAUAACAAGGUAUGAUUAUAGACCAGAAUAUAUAACGAAUCCAUGCACAUGUACAGACUAAUAUUCAAAUUUGCAUACUUGAAUUUGAUGAUUACUGGUAGACUGAAUAUGCACAAUGAAAUAUCUAACUACAUUGUACUUGGAAAAUAAAUCAUUGCCUGAGGUAUAUCAAUUACUGCAUUUAUAUUUUGAAGACCUUGUAUCUGAAAAGUGCACAUUUGCAGGGUAAUUAAUUUGUCAUAUUGCUGUCAAAAUAAACUGAAGAAGUCCUCAAUAAUAUUACUUCUAUAUUAUUGUAUUUCAUUUUUAUUUUGUUGUAUUAGUAUGGCUAUAUGACAAAGCUUUAUUUUUUUCAAAAUUGAUGCAUCCAUUUGGUGUUUUUGGCUGAUCUUGAAAUUCCUUAGCUGUUUCCAAUUUGUGCUCUUGUCUUUCUAUUAUUUAAAUCUGCAUUGUUUUGACUACAAUUCAAAUAAAUGUCCUUCGUGAUGUAUCGGAAGAAGUGAAUCAG
Branchiostoma belcheri (Belcher's lancelet) is the source of this 3604-nucleotide messenger RNA. RefSeq names its product nucleolar GTP-binding protein 2-like. Gene Ontology annotation, molecular function: GTP binding. Lineage: Eukaryota; Metazoa; Chordata; Leptocardii; Amphioxiformes; Branchiostomatidae. Gene Ontology annotation, cellular component: nucleolus. The transcript is spliced from 16 exons. The coding region runs from base 123 to 2792 and encodes 889 amino acids. The record is from RefSeq and is a predicted model, not a curated record.